AUGCGCGGAUCGUCGUCGAUGGCGCCUGCGGCGACGCCGCGCGCCGAGCGCGGCGCCUCGUGCGGGGCCCGCUCAAAGGCGGCGGUGGCGACAAAGGCAUCCGUGUCAAGCACCGCCUCGCCCUCGCCCUGCACGCCCACCACGGAGCGCGAGUACGCGGCCAAGUACUCAGCCGGGGACCCACUUGUCGCCGACAGCAGAGAAGACUUUUGCAACGUGACCAUGAUGACGUCUAACCGCGUGGUGCAGGCGUUGGCCGUGCUGGUGGUGGUGCUCGGGUGUGUGGCGGCGGCGGCGGCGGCGGUGCCGUACUGCGGGAUCGCGCCGGGGGCGACAGCCGGCGAGUACGGGAGCCUCGAGGGCUCGCGGAGCCUGCUGGCGGCGGCAGCGGGGAAGCUUGUCCACGUCGAUGCGGUGUUCCGGCAUGGCGACCGGACGCCGGCCAAUGCGGCGCAGUGCUGGCCGAACGACACGGCGGUGUGGGAGUGCGAGCUGGCUCAGGCUGUCCAGGCCUCACGCAGCAUGGCCGCACCCGCCGCGUCGUACGGCGCGCUCUUCCGCAUCGCGCCGGUUCCGGGCAAGAUGUUCUUUCCAGGCAACUGCGCUGUCGGCCAGCUGACGACCCAGGGCUACGAGCAGCACCUCGCCAACGGCGCUGCCUUCCGUGCCGCCUACGUCGCCGGCGCCGGCCUUCUCCCGACCGCCUUUGACCCGACAACCGUCCACAUCGAGACCGACACCUCGAUCCGGGUCCAGAUGUCGGCUCAGGCCUUCAUUUCGGGCAUGUACCCAGAUCAGCUUGGCCCGAACGCUGCCGGCUCCACCGCUAGCCUGCCGCUGGUCAACAUCGCCGUCCGCGACUCAGCCACUCAGAUUGUCUGCCCCAACCCGGCCGUCUGCCCCGCACUCGCCUCGAUCGCCGCGGACUUUGCAAAGUCCAAGGUCCUCGCUAACUUUACCGAGACUGUGGUCAAGCCUGUGAGCGACAAGCUUGCCGCCGCAUUUGGCGAGAAGGACGGCGACGUCUCGCUCGGCGUCACCUUUGACUGCAUGCACGCCCACGAGUGCCACGGCUUCCCGCUCCCCCCGAGCGUCCCGUCGUCGCUCUGGGCUGACCUCUCCAACGCCGCUAUUGGCAUGCUCGGCCUCACCUACAGCUUCCCGUCGCGGACUGAGUUUGGCUCCAACGCCAUGGGUCCCAUGAUCGGCCAGGUCGUCGCCGACCUGCAGACCGCCGUCGCCGGCUCCUCCCCAGUCAAGAUGCACAUGUACGGGACCCACGACACGUGCAUUAUGCCUCUACUUGCCGCCCUUGGCCUCUACGGCGACGAGUGGUGCCCCUACGCCGGCAUCGUCGCCUUUGAGCUGUACGCCGUCGACAAGGCCGUUGCCUCGCCCGCUGCUGCUGCCCUCCUUGGCGAUGACACCCACGCCGUUCGCCUCCUCCGCUACGGCUCCGAGGUCACGAUCCCCGGCUGCCCGGACGUUCUCUGCCCGUGGUCGACCUUUGUCAACGUCCUCUCGCCGCUUGUCCCGUCGCCCAAGCAGUGCCACCUUGUUCACGGCUGAAGCUCCCCUGAAUGGGGUGUCUUUUCACUGCAGAUCGCGCCGUGAUCCACACUAAUGAACGUCUUUCC
Molecule: messenger RNA, 1637 nt
Organism: Thecamonas trahens ATCC 50062
Lineage: Eukaryota; Apusomonadida; Apusomonadidae
Product: lysophosphatidic acid phosphatase type 6
Exons: 2
Coding region: 1-1569 (522 amino acids)
Biological process (GO): dephosphorylation
Molecular function (GO): phosphatase activity
Source: RefSeq, a predicted model, not a curated record